Messenger RNA from Schistocerca piceifrons (Central American locust), 1239 nucleotides. RefSeq lists its product as uncharacterized. Bases 1 to 1239 code for a protein of 412 amino acids. Lineage: Eukaryota; Metazoa; Arthropoda; Insecta; Orthoptera; Acrididae. Gene Ontology annotation, biological process: DNA replication. Gene Ontology annotation, molecular function: nucleotide binding; DNA-directed DNA polymerase activity; DNA binding. The record is from RefSeq and is a predicted model, not a curated record. The transcript has a single exon.
AUGCGGUAUAUAGACAUAUGCUCUUUGUAUCCAACAGUUAUGUUUUAUGAUACGUACCCUGUAGGUCACCCCCUUGAAAUAUUCAAACCAGAACAAUACAACAAGGAAUGGUUUGGUUUGGUCAAAUGCAAGGUACUAGCUCCAAAAGGUCUUUAUCAUCCUGUGCUACCGAUUAAGCAGGAAAAACUGGUAUUCGCUUUGUGCGUGAGGUGUGCUGAGGAAAAGGUAGGGCAUUGUAACCAUACUGAUGAAGAGAGAGCUUUUGCAGGCACAUGGUCUACGGUUGAACUGAAUAAGGCUAUUGAAAAGGGCUACAAGAUACUUGAAACUUACGAGGUGUGGCACUUCCCUCAGACGAGCAACGAUCUGUUCAAGGACUACAUUAAGACUUUCAUGAAAAUCAAGCUGGAAACUAGUCCUUGGGAGGAUGAUUACGGUUCAAAAGAGGAAUACGUCAAAGCCAUAAAAGAUAAGCAAGGCAUUGAGCUGGACAUUGACAGAAUUGAGCCCAACCCUGGAAAACGUGCUGUCGCCAAGAUCUGCCUAAACUCUUUGUGGGGUAAAUUCGGCCAAAGACAAAAUUUGACACAAAAUGAGUUCAUCAGUGAUCCACAAAGGUGGUAUGAACUUUUACUAGAUGAUAAGAUAGAGAUAUCUAAUGUCAUCUUCAUCAAUGAAGAUAUGAUUGAGGUUAGCUACAAGUAUACUGAUGAGUACAUCGAGGAUAGUACUGCUACAAAUAUAUUUAUAGCAGCUUUCACAACAUCUAAUGUUAGGAUAAGAUUAUACGAAAUGCUUGAUCGCCUUGGGGAUAAAGUUGUCUACUACGAUACUGAUAGUGUAGUCUACAUCGAUGAUGGAACAAAUAAAGUUGAGACAGGGUGCAUGCUAGGCAAAUGGACUGAUGAACUUGGCAAAGAUGAUACCAUUAUUGAAUGGUUAAGUACAGACCCAAAAAGCUAUGCUUACUACUCUCACAAAGGCAGCCAGUGUACCGAAGUAAAAGGGUUCAGUCUCAACUAUGAAAAUAGUUUGAAAAUUAACAUGAAAACAAUUGCUGAUUUGGUACAUGGUAAAAGUGACAAUAUAACAACAAAUAACAAAAUGAUAACCAGGAAUAAGAAAACAAAAAAUCUUGUAAAUAAAGGUGUGGAAAAGGAGUUCAAAGUAACCUAUGACAAACGAAUGGUCUUGAAGGAGACAGAUGGUAUAAUUGACACUCUACCCUGGGGGUACUAA